CACCUCUGCAGGAAUUUGUAUACCUCUACAUGUGCACUGUAUAUGGGUAUUGUUAUAAAAUGCUGGUGGGAGAUACUGGAAAAAAGACUACAAUACGGUUGAUGGCCUUCAGUGUAAUCUAAUGACUCUGCAUAGGAUGAAAAGCUUGGGUUACUAGUAAUAGAAAAUAGGAUGGAUGUACACGACAAAAUUGCCACUUCUGAAAUAGUGCCAUGGAGAGAGAACAGUGGAAAGCAAGGCGAAAAUGAGGAUGAAGAACAAGAAGAAGAACCAGAAGAGCUGGCAGCCAUAAAAGAAGAAUUGUCUCACAUGCCAUUUGAAGAAUUGCAAAAACUCAAAGAAAGACUGGGGUCAAAACUGUACAAAAAGGCCUUGCAUGGGAAAGCUAAAAAGAAAGAAAAUGGAAAGAAAAAAUUUAAAAGGGAAAACAAAAACAGGCCUAUGGAAAUGUCAGCCAAGAAACCUGUUGGCAGAUUCAGGGAAAUUGUUUCUGUAAAGAAGAAGAUAAACAGAGAUCCGAGGUUUGAUGAUCUUUCAGGAGAAUACAGUCAAACCAUAUUUCACCAAACAUAUUCAUUUCUGGAUGAUUUGAAAUCAAGAGAAAAAAAUAAACUCUUGAAGCAGCUGAAAAAGGAAAAGGACAAUGAUAGGAAACAACAGCUGCAUUACCUUAUUAAUAGAAUGAAUCAACAAGAACGGAGUGCAGAGCAGAAAAAAUCUGAAAAACAAUUUCAAAAAGAAAUUAGGAAGAAGGAAUACGAAGAAAUAAAGCAGGGCAAGAAACCAUUUUAUCUGCGAAAAUCUGAGCAAAAGCAAUUGCAGUUGGCUGACAAGUUUAAAGAACUGAAAAAGAGCGGAAACUUAGAAAAAUAUCUCAGCAAAAAGAGGAAAAAGAAUGCAUCAAAGGACAGAAAGAAACUACCAAUUUGACCAUGAAAGCAACCAUUACCAGAUCAUUAUAGCUGCCAUAAAAACAGUGUGACCCCUUUAUGUUGAAGUGUUCUAAUGAACAGAAUCAAGAUAGUCUCAGUCUGUUCAAACUGUAUUCAUUAUUAUUAUUAUUUCAAACAAAAAGUUUAUUCCAGAGUUUGUGAACAAUCAUAGCCAAAGACACUUUCCACAUACCUAUUCUCACAAUAAAAAAAGAUAAUACUUGCAAAUAAUUUUAUAUGUUAGAUUAACAUUUAAGUAAUGAGAGAAAAUAUUAGUUGGUUUUGUUGAUUUUUAUAGGAACCAUUGCAUUUAACAUACAGCAUUUUUUUUUCAAUCUAAAUAAAUGAG
Messenger RNA from Lingula anatina, 1281 nucleotides. Its product is annotated as ribosomal RNA processing protein 36 homolog. Gene Ontology annotation, biological process: maturation of SSU-rRNA from tricistronic rRNA transcript (SSU-rRNA, 5.8S rRNA, LSU-rRNA). NCBI's taxonomy places the organism in Eukaryota, Metazoa, Brachiopoda, Lingulata, Lingulida, Lingulidae. The record is from RefSeq and is a predicted model, not a curated record. Gene Ontology annotation, cellular component: 90S preribosome; nucleolus.